AACACUAUUAGAAUUCAUUCUCUUUCAUUUCAACAAUGAAGUCAAUUAUUUCAACCUUUUUUUCUAAAUUGUAAAAUUUUUAUACUCUCCUAAAAAUUUGAUCAUUCUCUUAAAAAUUCUAUUAUUCUGUUAAAAAUUCUAUUAUUCUGUUAAAAAUUUGAUUAAUUUGUGAAAAAAUUUGAAAAAAUGGUUGAAAGGGAUAAAAAUGUCCAGGAUCUGUCUUUAUCUUCAAAAAAUAAGUUUGACCGGCUGAAUUCUAAUUUUAACAGCGGAAGAAUGAAGUUUAUGGACUCGAUUUCAACUCGAUCCGGUGAAGAUCAUUUAUCGUCUCAUAAUUAUCUCGAUAAUUCUCCUAAAAACUCCUCAAAUCUAUUAAAAAAAGACACACAAAUUAAAUUAACCGAAUGCAAAUAUCUAGAUCCAAAUUACUCAAACCUCUCAAAUCACUCAAACAACUUAAACUACUCAAAUUACUCAAAUGACCCAAGUAACUCAAAUAACUUAAAUAAUUCUAAAAAUUUGAAAAAUUUGAAUUUUCCAGAAAAUAAGCCAAAAUUGCUCAAUCGACUCAUUCCUCACAAAGUCAAUCCUAACACCGUAAACAUGAAUACUGUGAGUAAUGUGAAUAGGGUUGACGGUGUGUUGUGUAAUGAGCUGAUGAGUGUUCGUAGUAAUGAAUGUGUUGAUAAUAUUAAGUAUUCACACUUAAAAUUCAUUAAAUCUCAAAUUCAACACAUUAACAACUUUAAAUCCAACGGUAUUAACUCUGUCAAUAGUACUCACUCUGGAACUAAUAACUCUGUCAAUAACAGUAAAGAUAAAAAUGGAGUGGAAAGGGUUGACAGUUUGGGUUGGUUGAGGUUGGGUAAGUUUAACAUAUCGAAAAUGAUUAACAAAGAGCAUAAAACGCUCAAGGAUAUCAAAAUCACUUCACUCAAAGAAUUAUAUAACCAGCAAUCCACUCACACACAAUACAACACACACUACAACACACACUACAACACACACUACAACACACACAUUAACUCUGUAACUAAUGCGGACAGAUUGAAGAGUUUGAAUAAUGAAGACUAUGAUUUAAACUCUGAGAAUAACAGCACUCUCACCAAUCACUCCAACACACACGUUCACACACUUAAACCCAAUCUACCCACCACCAAUCCCAGUAACAUGCCUAAUAAUAUUCCUAAUAAUAUUCCUAAUAAUAUGCCUAAUAAUAUUGCUAAUAAUAUUUCUAAUACGGUGGUUACUAGUUCUAAUAGGCGAAAUGUGCCUGUUUACGGCCCUAAUAGGGGCAAAAAUACGCCAAAUUUACCCCUAAAUCCUAACACACUACCCUCUAACACCGCAGCUAACACCGUUACUAAUACUGUCACUAAUACUGUCACUAAUACUGUCACUAACACCGCCGCUAACUCGGCUGGUAAAUCCAGUACUAACCCCUUUGCAGGUGUUAGAUACUGGUACAAGCCCUUUUCAAUGAGUAAAUUUGAGGAUUUAAGCACCUUUGAGGGGUUGCAGGUGCUCGAACGUUUAUCGGGAAAUGUGCAAAAAUCCUGGCAUCUCGAGGCUAUUAAACACCUGGACAGGGUUAACUAUUCACGUCUAAAAAUGCCCAUGCUACGUCUUAGCAAUAGUAAGUAUAACAUCCAUCCCAGUAGGUUACUUGUUAGUUGCAGAGGUGCCUGGGAUAUUAUCCAGGAAGGCUCAUUUGGCUCUGUGUACUACGGAUUUAUCGAGGGCUGUGGGCCCUCAGCUCUUAAAAUUCCUAACCCUCAAAUGCUCAAACUUGACCCCGUCGGUGUUAUGAAACGGUUUAUCAACGAGUGGGACAUCCUCUCACGCUGUAAUCAUAAACACAUUGUCACCAUCCACGGCGCUAUUGUACUAGGAUUGUACGAUAUCUGGCUAUGCACCGAACUCAUCAACGGCGUAGACCUACACACCAAAAAAUAUCACACACACCUACACACCAAUUAUGGUGUUAACAAUGGUAACACAGUUGGUAAGGUUAAUGGAGUUAAUGGUAACACAGUUGGUAAGGUUAAUGGAGUUACCACACUCAACACUAUUCGCAUGGUUGGCACGGUGUUUCCGUGGGAGUGUGGGUUACGUAUGUGUCGUCAGUUGUCGGAGGUGUUGUUGUAUUUGCACACGCCUACGAGUACGAAGGGUGUGAUAAUCCACAGAGACAUUAAGCCUGAGAAUAUUAUCGUCGACUCGGAGUGGAAUAUUAAACUCUGCGACUUCGGCGACGCCUUCGAGUCGAAUUCGGGCAACGCCAACAAUGUCUUCGGCGCAACCUGGCUCUACGCACCACCAGAACUUCUUCUACACCUUUCCACACACACCAAUACACACAUCAAUAGUUUACACAGUAAUACACACAUCAAUCCACACGCCAAUAGUGUACACAAUGUCAAUGUGUACAGUGUGAGUGAGAAGUGGGAUGUGUGGUCUGUUGGAUGUGUGUUUCAGGAGAUGUUUGGGUUUAUGGGUCCGUUUCAUCAUAUUGUGGACAUGAAUGACUCUGCGAGUGUGGUUUGUGAGAAGAUGAUCAGGGCAGCUACUAGAGGAUUAGUGCCGAAUAUACCAAACUCCUUAGCAAAGACUAAGAUGGGUGCGUUGAUUCUACAUUGUCUGGAUCCAAACCCUGAUAACAGACCCACAGCCAAGGAAAUUUAUCACACCCUACAAGCUCCAGAUAUUCUCUAAUUUUAUAACUAUAGUA
Messenger RNA from Theileria parva strain Muguga, 2731 nucleotides. RefSeq names its product Protein kinase domain protein (gene MEKK1). NCBI's taxonomy places the organism in Eukaryota, Apicomplexa, Aconoidasida, Piroplasmida, Theileriidae. The transcript has a single exon. Gene Ontology annotation, molecular function: ATP binding; protein kinase activity. The record is from RefSeq and is a predicted model, not a curated record. Gene Ontology annotation, biological process: protein phosphorylation. The coding region runs from base 187 to 2715 and encodes 842 amino acids.